AUGUUCCUUAUUCGGAAUUCCUAUUUGAAAAAUUAUUUGACAAAAAAAAAAUUGAUUAAAAUUGAUCUAACCAAAAAAAAUACUUUAUUUAAACGACGAAUGCCAGGUUCGCGACGAGGAUUAGUGGCACCACAAAACACAUUUCUUGAAUCAAUUAUUCGAAAAUGUAGUGGAACACACAAUGCAUUUAUAUUAUCCAACGCGCAAAUCGUGGAUUAUCCUAUUGUUUAUUCUAAUGAUGGCUUCACAAAAUUAUCGGGCUAUUUACGAACUGACUUGAUGCAAAAGAGUUCAAAUUGUAGUUUUAUGUAUGGUGAAUUAACGGCUGUGGAUAUGCAAGCAAAAAUACGAGAAGCACUGGAAGGUUGUCAUAUCGAACAGAUCGAAAUACUUUUAUAUAAGAAAAACAAAUCUCCAAUAUGGGUUUUUAUGCAGAUAGCUCCAAUUAUUAACGAACGAGAAGUAGUAUGUUUAUAUUUGUGCACGUUUAUUGAUAUAACUGCCUUGAAACAACCAAUCGAAACAGAAGAUGCUAAAGGUGGUUUAAGCAAAUUUGCACGAAUUGCAAAAUCUGUAACACGAAACCGAUCGAUAUUGAUGAAUUUUGCUGCACCAAAUGUAAAAUCGAUUCAUAUUGAUCCAUCUAAACCGUCUGCGCUACCGAAUCUAUUAAAUCUUGGUGCAGAAGUACUACCCAAAUAUCGUCAAGAAGCGCCAAACACACCUCCACAUAUUAUUCUUCAUUAUUGUACAUUUAAAACUGUUUGGGAUUGGGUUAUCCUACUAUUAACGUUUUAUACAUCUGUGCUAGUGCCAUAUCACGCUGCUUUUAAAAGCAAAUCUCUCGAUGAUGUACCACUAUUAGUUGUCGAUAGUAUUGUUGAUGUUAUUUUUUUUAUCGAUAUUAUAUUGAAUUUUCAUACAACAUAUGUGCAUGCAAAAUCUGGUGAAGUGAUAUCUGAUCCGAAGCGUAUUCGGCGUACAUAUCUCAAAAGUUGGUUUGUUAUUGAUCUAUUGGCAUGCUUACCAUACGAUGUGUUUAACGCCUUUCAAGAAGCUGAAGAAGUAUAUACCUAUUCUAUUUUUCAUUAUCAUGCAUACAGAUCACCAAUUAGCAGACUAAAAACAGGAAAAUAAUACCUAGUUUGGAGAUAGGGCCUUAAAAACCACAUCUAAAUUAUUGUUCAUUCAAAGAAACAGUGGCCUCGUCUGUUCUUUUAAAUAACUUUUGAUAGAAAAAUGAUAGAAACCUACAAUCUUCAGCAAUUGAAAGAAGAUAGUUUAAGCUAUAUUUUCACAAGUAAAAUCGUCU
Messenger RNA from Didymodactylos carnosus, 1312 nucleotides. The record is from the annotation of a GenBank genome assembly. Lineage: Eukaryota; Metazoa; Rotifera; Eurotatoria; Philodinida; Philodinidae.